UGGGAAGAAACAGCUGAUACUUGGAAAGCUGAGCGGCAAGUGGCAGGGCCAGCGGAGAGGCUGAUAGGUGACCUGAAGGGCUGGUGGAACAACGAUAGUAAGUACCAGAUGGUAUUUACACAGGAGGAAAAACAUGUGACCUUUACUAAGACGGACUUCAGAUAAAGAGCCUGGUCUAAAUCUGUGUAUGCUGUACAUAAGAUAGUGAGCACAUGAGGCAAGCUGGACUGGGAGCUUAGAGUGUGUUCAUAGUGAGAGAGUGGACCACAGGGUACUGUUGGCUCAAGGGCAGGGCUGUAGAAGAUUGGGCAGACUGAACUGGCUGUUAUAAUAGCUGGCUAUACAUAUUAAGUAAAUACAGCCGCUCAGUGACCAAGUUUUCCAUAUCUACAGGAGACUAUGACUGGCCAGAUACACACCUGAUGUAACUAAGAACAUCGAUCUCUGGAAAUAUAGCUGCAACAAUACAGAAAAUUCACACACCAGACGUAUUUGCCAAGCCACUGGAUCAACUGGAAGAAGUUCUCAGCUCUCUAUACACAGACCAGAACCACUGGUUACUACACUCCUCUCAACUGCUGAAACUUUCCAAAUGGAGCAGGAGCAGAAAAACACUGCUGUCAACGUGGCCACAGUAGACACAAAUGACUCCAAAGUGGACCAAGAGGACGCAGAGGUGGACCGAGAUGACCUAAUCAUCCCCCCAGAUGGAGGUUGGGGAUGGGUAGUGGUGUUUUCCUCGUUUCUCAUUCACAUCCUGGCGGACGGCAUUGUCUACUCAUUUGGGAUAUUCUAUGUGGAAUUCCUGGAGGAUUUCAAAGGCAGCAAGGGGGAGACAGCAUGGGUGGGAUCCUUGGUCCCUGGGAUCACUUUAUUAACAGGUCCAGUGGCAAGUGCCUUCACAUCCAAGUACGGUUGCCGGGUGACAACAAUAGCAGGGGCCGCACUGGCUGCUGUGGGGUUCAUUGUCAGCAUUUUUUCUCCAAACUUAUACAUGCUGUACUUUACAUUUGGAAUUGUUGGAGGUCUAGGGUUUGGUCUGAUCUACCUCCCAGCCAUCGUCAGUGUGGGAUUCUACUUUGAGAAGCGCCGUGCGUUUGCCACUGGCCUUGCAGUGUGUGGGAGUGGGCUGGGCACCUUCAUCUUUGCCCCCUUCUCCACUGAGUUAGUCCAUGAGUAUGGCUGGCGGGGGGCUGUCCUCAUACAGGCUGGUCUUAUCCUCAACUGUAUUCUGUGUGGUGCUGUAUUCAGACCUUUAUAUUCAGCCCGAGAGCAGCGUGAAAUGAGGGAGGCACGUAUUGAGAAACGUUUGAGAAAGAAAUUAGGUAAAAUAGACAAAGAUGGAGAUGUUAAAGCUGCCACAGUGAAGAAUGGACAGGGGUCAGCACAGAAGCCGUUGUUACGGAGCCGUAGCACUGCAUCUGAGUCCCACACAGUAACAGUUCAGACACCACUGCCGCCAUCUAUGAUCAAAAGUGAGAGUGAUAUUCGCAGUGGCAAUGUUAUAGUGGAAGACCCGCGCUCACCCUCUGUUGUUCGUAGUCUGUCUCACCUUGGCUUUAAGCCACACCACACUGUCAUGCAGAGGAAAGAUGUCCUCUAUGUGGGAAGUCUGCGUAAUAUCCCUCUUUAUCGUUCCAAUGUCAGCGUCUACCAGGCAAGUGUUUUGUCAAUACCUCAUGUAGUUCCACCUUCAGAAACAGAUGAACCGGUGGGCUUCUGCACUCAGAUGAAGGACUCUUUCCUUGAAAUGAUGGAUUUCACCCUCCUCAAGGACUGGGUCUUCAUCAUAUUUGCCAUUUCCAACUUCCUGACCAGUAUAGGGUUCAAUGCCCCCUUCAUCUAUAUCCCAGACCGUGCUCUGCAGGAAGGCUAUGAUGAACACUCUGCGGCCUGGCUGCUGUCAGGAGUUGGCAUAGGAAACACUGUAGGCAGGAUUGUGUUUGGUCUGAUGUCUGACUGGAAGUGGGUGAACAGACUCUGGCUGUAUAACAUUACCCUGACCAUAUGUGGUGUAGCCACCGUGUUCAGCUCUUUUAUGAAGUCCUACCCUCUGAUGAUGGUGUAUGCUUGUACAUUUGGCUGCUUUAUAGGUGCCUAUGUUGGCUUGACCAGUGUGAUAUUGGUGGACUUGCUGGGCCUGGAAAGACUGACUAGUUCCUUUGGACUUGUGCUAAUGUUCCAGGGGAUUGCCACACUCAUUGGUCCUCCUAUUGUGGGAUGGGUGUUUGAUGGCACCAAUAGUUAUGAUAUAGCCUUCUACAUCACCGGGUCCAUGGUGGCCCUCAGUGGAAUGAUGCUGUUUGUAAUCCCACAAGUGCAGCGCUGGCAGGACAAGAAGAGGGGCGUCACCAAAAAAGAGAUUGAAAUGGGGAAGAUUGUUUCACCAGAUCAACCUAUAACUCCUGAAGCCCAAAGUGUUUAGGAUGUUUCCUAAGAACAGAAAAUCAUGAUGUCUUCGAAAAUUAUAGAGGAAUUUAGAAACUGUUGUUUAAAAAACAUGGGAUACAUGACAAUGACUGUCUCUUGGAUAUUUUUUUCUAUUAUAGAAGAGAAAAAAUGUGAGAACACACUGCAGGUGUUGUUCGUGAAAAACAAAUGUUUAAGGAAGAUAAAUAUCACCUGAUAAGAGAUUAUCAGAGAUGCUCUACUCUCUUGGAACACCUGUCCUAGACUAGAAUAGGACAGUUUUUAACUAACAAAACUGGUUGAUGGCUUUCUAUGAAAACAUCUCAUGCUGUUUUGUAGCAUCUAACUCUUCCUGCUGUCAGCAUCUGGAAACUGCCAUUCAUUGGGUCACAAUGUGCACUCCAACACAGUGGUAAACCUGGACUGGUUGAGAUGACCAGCCAGGUGAACUCUGUGGGAUAACCGGCCAUGUGAACUCUGCGGGAUGACCGGCCAGGUGAACUCUGCGGUAUGACCAGGCAGGUGAACUCUGCAGGAUGACCAGCCAGGUGAACUCUGCGGGAUGACCAGCCAGGUGAACUCUGCAGGAUGACCAGCCAGGUGAACUCUGCGGGAUGACCAGCCAGGUGAACUCUGCCGGAUGACCAGCCAGGUGAACUCUGCGGGAUAACCAGCCAGGCGAACUCUGCGGGAUGACCAACCAGGGGAACUCUUCAGGAUGACAAGCCAGGUGCACUUAGGAUGACCAACCAGGUGAACUUUGCGGGAUGACCGGCCAGGUGAACUCUGCGGGAUGACCAGCCAGGCAAACUCUGCGGGAUGACCAGCCAGGUGAACUCUGCGGGAUGACCGGCCAGGUGAACUCCCAUGGGAUCAGAAAAAUAUUGUCAAUUUAGAGCACAUUCAGAAUUGAUGAUUUGUGGUAUAAAAAUGGCCAACCCCACUUCUAAGCAAGCUGCCUAAUCCCCUAAUGGUGUUCCCGCCUCUAUAUGUGCCAAGAAAUGGAUUAAAUCUUGGCUCCGGGGUUUAAUUGCUAGACCCCUGCAGGAAUGAAACGUGUAGAGGUGACCAUCAGGGAAUAAAGUGGUAUUGCUUUUAUGUGGGUUGAACAUAUUUGGAUCAACUUACUCUGAAUGUGCUUUUAGAGUAAAUUAUUAUAUUAUUUAACAUGUUAUUAGAUUUAAAACCUUAUUGUUGGACCAGAGGCAGUCUAGGUGUAUGUGUGUGUCUGCACAUGAGAGUGUGUGUGUUCUAGUACUUGUCCAUGUGAGUAUUAAACAGAAGCUUACUUCAGAGAACCAGGGUUUGAAAACAUGAGUUAAUUAUCCUAUGAAGAGAUAAACCAGUUAUAAGACCUGAUAUUUUAGUGAGCCAUUGAUUAAUGUGAGUUUGUUAUAUCUUAUAUAUGAUUGUAUAUUGAUUGGGAAUUUAUGUCCCAUGCAGUAAUAAUUAUACCAUAUGCAUAUAUUGAUUGGGAAUUUAUGUCCCAUGCAGUUAUAAUUAUGCCAUGUGCAUAUAUUGAUUGGGAAUUUAUGUCCCAUGCAGUUAUAAUUAUGCCAUAUGCAUAUAUUGAUUGGGAAUUUAUGUCCCAUGCAGUAAUAAUUAUACCAUAUGCACAUAUUGAUUGGGAAUUUGUCCCAUGCAAUUACAUUUAUACUAUAUUGUAAUUUUCCAAUGACCUGUGAAUGCCAGCAGAUAGCCAGAAUACCUCAUAAGAACUUUUAAUUGGUUGCUGAUCUCAUUCACUUGCGCUUACAAAUGUAGCUUUAAAUAUUUUUAAAAUUUAAAUCUUUUAAAUGUUUUACAGUAUUUCUAUCAGAAAAUUCUUUAACAAAUGGUUAUUCCAUAGCUUUGUAUGGGUGUUGAAGACAACAUAGAUAUUACCUCAUCAGUGAAAUUAAUGUUUAUGAUUUUAAUCAAGUUUACAUAUAAACUGCCAUAUUCUAUCCUCACAGAUAUUUUUCAUUAUAAAGUAAUAGUAAGGAUUACUUACCAAUAUACUCCAGUAUUUUUGUUGUGUGCUGUGCCAUAUUAAUUGUCUCAUUUGUUUACCAGAAAGUUUGUAUAUCAUGAUUAUUUGUUGUGAACCAUUAUAAUUACAUUUUCAAUGUAGUUCAACCUGUCCAUCAUGUAACACUCAGCCUGCUAACAUUGUAUGUAACUCAUAUAACACUCAGCCUGCUAACAUUGUAUGUAGGGUGGUCAACAGAACAAGGAUCAGGGCCUGCUAACAUUGUAUGUAGGGUGGUCAGCAGGACAAGGACCAGGGCCUGCUAACAUUGUAUGUAAAGUGGUCAACAGAACAAGGAUCAGGGCCUGCUAACAUUGUAUGUAGGGUGGUCAGCAGGACAAGGACCAGGGCCUGCUAACAUUGUAUGUAAGGUGGUCAACAGAACAAGGAUCAGGGCCUGCUAACAUUGUAUGUAGGGUGGUCAGCAGGACAAGGAUCAGAGCCCAUUGUUAUAUUUACACAAUGUUUUUUUAUGUUGGCCCAGUAUCGCACUCCCUUCUGUUACUAUGGAGGAACUGGUUGGUUGGAUCCAGCAUUUGAUCUUUCUAGCAAUUGUCUCAUGUUUGCCUUUUGUUGUGCCAUAUUUAAUUUUUGCUUAACAUGCUUAAAGAAGUGUUGUUGUUAAAUUGAUUCCUUACUAAUAUACCUCAAAAUAAAUGGUGCCUGAAAUUAUAAUUCAUAUUAAUCCCUUUAUUCUAGUCUUUCUUGGUGCAGGUACUCGGGGUAGUUGUGACCUCAUUUUAUAUUCUGCCCCAGUUCUGUACAAUUCCAGAUGAAGAAGUUCAGCAGGAGUUCUGACAGCAGAAUCACUCCAGUCCAUAGAUGAGUAUUACAUUGUCUUAACAUAUCUUAUUGUACUGUUAUAAUUUGUUAAUCAUCAAAACCAAAACAAUAUUUUUUAAUAUUGAGAUUUAUAUUCUGUCUUUUCACUUGUUUUACUGUUAACUUUUUCUGUCUUUGAAGUACUUUGUCCCAGUCUAAGUGAUCUUAUUUGUUGACUGUAUAAAGGCAGAACUGUUUCUCAGUGACUGAAAAUAAACUGGGGCAUUUUAUUUGUUAAAGUGCAUUUCAAGAUAAAAAAAAAUAAUGAAUAGACUUGGAUCAUUGUUAUUGAUUAGUUAUUGCAUUUUUGUCAUGUUUUGUAUCACUCAUAUUUGCAUAGACUCCCUUUAAUCAGUUUUUUUUAUUCAUUGUUUUUGUUAACAGUCUGAAUACAUUAUAGCCUUACUCACAAGAAGGAUUAAGUACAAUAUUACAGGCCUGAUGUGGCCAGAUAUGCUUCAUUGUGGAAAAAGUCCACUGGAGGAUGCUGUGCAUGUGAUGACAUGUUUGAAAUAUUUGACAUAUUUGAAAAUUAUUUGACAUAUAUGAAAAUUAUUUGAUGAAGAUAAAUUGCACCAAGUAUGAAAUUCUUUGUUACUGCUCAGUAAUUUAGAAAAUAAAACUUUUUGAAGCUGUCUACUUUCAGAUCUUCAUCUGCUAUACUAGUAGUAACUUAAUAAAAUAUGUCUAUUGUUUAUGGCAUUACAUUUUUUCCUGCAUAUCUUGAAACUUGUCAUACUUUUCUCUGUAUUCCAAAAUUGAAGAAUUUCCAACUAGAAGGAAUUAUAGUUGGCAAUUCUCUCUUACAAAAGUAAGGCAAGUAUUGCAAUUGCUUUAUAUAAACAGAUUCUGUGCAUAAAAUGAAAACUUGUUUAUGUUCAAGGUAAUACUCCCAGUGCCUCACAAUUCCAGGAAUAGGGAAAAAAUCUGGAAAAAGUGGGAAGAUGUAUUUGGCUAUUUAGUAAGUUGAAACAAGCUUGGCACUGUAGAA
Messenger RNA from Lingula anatina, 6233 nucleotides. RefSeq names its product monocarboxylate transporter 12. Gene Ontology annotation, molecular function: monocarboxylic acid transmembrane transporter activity. Lineage: Eukaryota; Metazoa; Brachiopoda; Lingulata; Lingulida; Lingulidae. The record is from RefSeq and is a predicted model, not a curated record. Gene Ontology annotation, biological process: monocarboxylic acid transport; transmembrane transport.